Messenger RNA from Helianthus annuus (common sunflower), 2084 nucleotides. Its product is annotated as SUN domain-containing protein 3. Gene Ontology annotation, biological process: protein folding in endoplasmic reticulum. Bases 326 to 2050 code for a protein of 574 amino acids. Gene Ontology annotation, cellular component: cytoplasm; membrane. The record is from RefSeq and is a predicted model, not a curated record. Lineage: Eukaryota; Viridiplantae; Streptophyta; Magnoliopsida; Asterales; Asteraceae. The transcript is spliced from 5 exons.
CAAUUUGAGAUAGAAUUGAGUAGAAAAAUCGAAAACCCAAAUUAUUUCUUGAAAUCAUACGAGUGGGGGGAUAACGGCAACACAGACAGAUCAUCGAUCAACCAAUAAAAACCCCCAAUUUUCUUAUUCAAAUCACCCACCACACUGCAAAUUCAACAACUUUUUCAAAUCUUCUCGAUUGAUUCACAGUAUGAGCAAUUCAAGACUCUAAAGAUCACCACUUUAACAACAAUCUCAAGAAACAGAGAUAUUCAGGAUUUCUUGUUCUAAAUCUUGUUUUUUGAGUUCGUCUGCGGUGGUUAAUAGUGAACGAAAUUGAUGUACAAUGCAGAGAUCACGUAAAGCUCUUCUUUCCAGAAGAGCUUUGGGAAAGCCUACCCUUUGGAUAAAUCACUUUUAUAAGGUUUCGUUGUCUCUCGUCGUCUUUAUUUGGGGGCUUCUGUUUUUGUUGAAUUUAUGGAUCGGCCAUGGCGAUGGUUAUAGAGAUGGCCCGGAAUAUCAUCCAAAAGGAUUAAGAACAUGGGACGAUCUAAAACUUGAGCCCGACAGAGGAUCAUAUUGCUCGUUAUCUCCAUACGAAUGUCCCGUAGAGCUAGACUUCGGAAACCUUCUCAAAAGUCGUUUAAUUUAUUAUCGUGAAAACAAGGAGGAGAUCGUCAGUCAACAACUCGAAGUUGACCGAAAAGAACCAUACCCUCUUUCUGCCGCUAAACCAGAACCAAAGGGAUCGUUCAAAACCGAACGAUCAAGAUCCGUGCCUCUGGGUCUUGAUGAAUUCAAGAACAAAGCUUUUAACGCAAAAACCCGACUUUCAAACGGUAACGUGGGAAGUAUAAUUCACAGACUUGAACCCGGUGGUGAAGAUUACAAUUAUGCUUCUGCCGCAAAAGGCGCAAAGGUUUUGGCGUGUAAUAAAGAAGCAAAAGGUGCAUCGAACAUCUUGACGGUAGAUAAAGAUAAGUAUCUACGAAACCCGUGUUCGGCUGAAGAAAAGUUUGUGGUUGUAAAGCUUUCGGAAGAAACGUUAGUUGACACCAUAACGAUUGCGAAUUUCGAACACCACUCGUCAAAUCUUAAAGAUUUCGAACUUAUCGGGAGUUUGGUUUAUCCUACGGAAACUUGGGUGAAACUCGGAAACUUUACCGCUGGAAACGUAAAACACGAACAAAGAUUCGUUCUACAGGAGCCAAAAUGGGUGAGGUAUAUAAAACUGAAUCUUUUAAGUCAUUACGGAACCGGGUUUUAUUGUACGUUAAGUUUCGUGCAAGUUUACGGGGUUGAUGCUGUUGAAAUGAUGCUAGAGGAUUUGGUCUCCGUGCAAGAAACGAAGUUUGCAUCGAAAGAAGCUGAAACGGAUCCAAAACGAGAGGAGUUUAAAGCAAAACGUGAUUUAUAUGAUCAAAGUGCUGUUGAUGAUGUGGAACACGAGCAAAGUUUUGAUGAAUUUGAGGGUAUCCGUGCGGCUAUAUCGAUCGAUGUGCCGGACCCACUUGCGGAAGCACGACAACAAGCAGGAAGGUCGCCUGGUGACAGUGUUAUCAAGAUUUUGAUGCAAAAAGUUAGGCUUUUAGAUGUUAAUUUAUCGUUGUUGGAGAGAUAUCUCGAUGAGUUAAACUCGAAAUACGGGUACAUUUUCCAAGAAAUCGAUUCGGAAAUUGGAGAACGAGAUGUCAUCAUGGAGGAAGUCAAACGAGACUUGAGAAGUUUUCUUGAGAGUAGUGAGGCCUUGACUAAACGGGUUGAUGAUCUAGAGUCGUGGAAAACAUCCGUGUCUAGUCAGCUUGACGAUAUCACAAAGAGCAAUGCUUUCCUCAGAUCGGAGGUGGCAAAAGUGAGGGAGAAUCAAGUACAUAUGGAGAAUAAAGGGAUUGUUAUAUUUCUUGUUUCGUUAACUUUUGGAUUGCUAGCCGUUGCCAGAUUAUUUCUGGAUAAAGUUUUGUUCGUUUUAUAUAGUAAACAUAGAUCAGAAAAGACAAGUAAGACGGGGGAUCAUUCUUGGAUUUUCCUGCUUUUAAGUUGUACGAUUGUCAUCGUCAUCCUUUCGUUAUAAAUCAUGUUUUUAUGUGUCUCUUUUUCGGGUUAAA